AUGCUAUGUAACUUCCUGUCUUUGUUACUAGUUGCACUAGACCGAACAAUCAUCGCAACAGCCAUCCCUCGCAUCACAGACGAAUUCCAUAGCCUGGGCGAUAUUGGAUGGUAUGGAUCAGCCUAUAUGCUAGCUAGUGCAUCAGCACAGCUACUUUUUGGACGAAUCUACAAAUUCUACGAUAUGAAAUGGGUAUUCUUGUCUUCAGUGGUUGUCUUUGAGAUUGGAUCAGCAGUCUGUGGCGCCGCCCCUACUUCCAACGCUUUUAUUGCAGGCCGUGCCAUUGCGGGAUUUGCUUCGGCGGGAAUAUUCUCUGGUUGCAUGCUGAUCAUUAUUCCAUUGGUACCACUUCACAAACGACCGAUGUACCAAGGCUUAUUUGGGGCUGUGUUUGGCAUUGCUUCAGUUAUGGGUCCGCUGGUUGGUGGAGGUUUUACCAGUAGUGUUACUUGGAGGUGGUGUUUCUAUAUCAAUUUGCCCAUUGGGGCGGUUAGUCUGCUGGCCAUGACCUUCAUCUGGCAUCCACAGAAAGCCCAGCAUGAUUGCGUUCCCGUUCUGGUGCAUAUUAAACGCCUAGAUCCACUGGGAAUGCUCUUCUUCAUACCGUCAAUGGUCUGUCUUCUCUUGGCUUUCCAGUGGGGUGGAUCGACAUAUGCGUGGAAUAGUGGUCGGAUUAUUGCGUUAUUCGUUGUAUUUGGGGUCUUGAUCCUCAUCUACGCCGCAAUCCAGAUCUGGAGGCCUGAAACAGCCACAAUCCCUGCAAGAAUUAUUACUCGUCGCAGUAUCCUCAGCGCGGCUGUUUUUAUAUUCUUCACAUCCAGCGCAAUGAUGAUGAUGAUUUACUACGUUCCGAUUUGGUUCCAAACCGUCAAGCUGGUCAAUCCUGUCAAGUCUGGAAUCUAUACCCUGCCACUAGUCCUCAGUCUCGUCGUUGCAAGCUUUAUCGGCGGCCUAUCCACGCAGAAAAUUGGAUACUACGUCCCAGUCAUGUAUCUCAGUCCAAGCAUUAUGUCGAUAGGACUAGGCCUAAUGACUACCUUCGACCUCAACACCAGCUCAUCGCACUGGAUUGGGUACCAGUUCCUUUCGGGCUUUGGUCUCGGACUUGGAAUGCAGCUGAGUGGAUUGGUUGUGCAAAGAAUUCUACCACCACCGGAUAUCCCAAUUGGCAUUGCGUUGAUGUUCUUCCUCCAGCAGAUUGGUGGGAGUAUUUUCGCAGCGGUAGGACAAACGAUCUUGAGUAAUAUACUUGUCUCGCAUCUGAGUGGUGUCCCGGGUCUGGACACGAAUUUGGUUGUGAAUGAAGGUGCGACGGAUUUGGUUUCGGUUGUGCCAUCAGAAGACAUUGUGAUGGUUCAACGGGCAUAUAAUGAUGCUUGUAGGAGGAUCUUCUUUACUGCUUUGGGGCUGACGCUGGUUGCUCUGAUAAGCUCUCUUGGUAUGGAGUGGAAGAGUAUCAAGGAAGGCAAAAAUGGUCAAGAUGGUCCCGAGCACGGAGGAAUCAGCAAUGAUGGUAGUAAGCACGAUGAGACUGCGACUGGGAAAUCUGGCCAGCCGCUCACUGAGAAACCCGAGAGGUGA
Messenger RNA from Penicillium longicatenatum, 1581 nucleotides. Its product is annotated as MDR family MFS transporter. The coding region runs from base 1 to 1581 and encodes 526 amino acids. Gene Ontology annotation, biological process: transmembrane transport. Gene Ontology annotation, molecular function: transmembrane transporter activity. Lineage: Eukaryota; Fungi; Ascomycota; Eurotiomycetes; Eurotiales; Aspergillaceae. The record is from RefSeq and is a predicted model, not a curated record. The transcript is spliced from 3 exons.